AUGGGUGCCGCUGCCGUCGGAAAAAGCUCCAUCAUAUCGCAGUUUCUAUAUGAGCAGUUUAUUGGGGAAUAUAAGGAGACCAUUGAAGAGUUACAUCGUAGUGAAUAUAAAUUAACAGAUACACAAUUAGAGUUGGACAUUUUGGAUACUUCUGGAGUGCAUUCGUUUCCUGCCAUGAGAACAUUAGCGAUAUCCACGAGCAAUGCCUUUAUAUUAGUGUAUUCAGUCGAUGAUCCAUCAUCCUUUGAUGAAGUUAUUGCUUUAAGGGAACAGAUUUUAGCUGAACGAAAUGACGAAAAUGUUCCUAUUGUGAUAGUUGCUAACAAAACUGACAUGGAAUCGGACGAAAGAGUAAUAAAACGUGAAAUCGCAGAAACACUUGUGUCCGUUGAAUGGGGACAUGGUUACGUGGAAGCCUCUGCCAAAGAAAAUGUAAAUAUCGAAGGUAUUUUCAAGGAAAUUUUAAGACAAUCUAAAGUGAAGUAUUCCUUAAGUCCAGUAUUGGAAAGAAGACGAAUUUCCAUACCAGUGCUCACACAAAAGAAAAAAGACUUAUCUCCAAAACGUCAUAGUAUUGACUAA
Molecule: messenger RNA, 582 nt
Organism: Lottia gigantea (owl limpet)
Lineage: Eukaryota; Metazoa; Mollusca; Gastropoda; Lottiidae
Exons: 1
Coding region: 1-582 (193 amino acids)
Molecular function (GO): GTP binding; GTPase activity
Source: RefSeq, a predicted model, not a curated record